This is a messenger RNA of Tilletiaria anomala UBC 951, 5511 nucleotides long. Its product is annotated as myosin V. Gene Ontology annotation, cellular component: myosin complex; cytoplasm; vesicle. NCBI's taxonomy places the organism in Eukaryota, Fungi, Basidiomycota, Exobasidiomycetes, Georgefischeriales, Tilletiariaceae. Gene Ontology annotation, biological process: vesicle transport along actin filament; actin filament organization. The coding region runs from base 460 to 5445 and encodes 1661 amino acids. The transcript is spliced from 5 exons. The record is from RefSeq and is a predicted model, not a curated record. Gene Ontology annotation, molecular function: ATP binding; microfilament motor activity; actin filament binding.
AUCAGCUCCAAACAAGAGCAUGUAUGCAUGCGUGACCAGAUCACCACCAACAACCUUGGGGGAUCGACAGCUCCAGCUCGAUGUUGCUUGGGCCGUCUCAGCCGCCAGCGUCCUCUGCGAGAUCCACCUGCUAGAGACGACUAUAGAGCAGAACCCCAGGGGAUAAAGUACCUACAUCCUGUCCACUGUCCUCCAGCUUUCACUUCGUAGCUGGAGGCAGUCACCCGCCCAGCACCUGCUUGCAGGUUCUCCUCACCUUGUUGGACUACCGCCCGUGUCAGCGGAGUGCCUGCCUGGAUAGCUAGUUAGCUGGUGACCGGACCUUCGCUGCCUAUCGACAGAUCUGCCCGGUACCGGCUCGACGCUUCGCUCCUUCCCCUCUUCCCGCUCUAAAUUCGCUUGGCUGGGCCACGACGACCCUUUCCUUGCACAUUACAAAGAAUCAUCGCAGUUGCCAAGAUGUCAGCCCCAAACGGUCCAUCGAUCUCCAACCCACUCUCGGCCUACGUACCGGGUACCAAGGCUUGGUUCCCGGACAAGGAUCAAGGCUGGAUCAGCGCUACGCUCAUCAAACCCGCGUCACCCUCUUCGUCGGAUGACGUCGUGCUCGAGUUCACACUUGACGAGACGGGUCAGCCGCGGACGGUCAAGACGACGCGCCAGAAGAUUGAUGCGUUCAACAACAACGCCGCGGCGGCUGCCGCCGGCGGAUUGGCCGAGACAACCACCGGGGGCAGUGCGUUGCCUGACGGACAGCUGCCGCCGCUGCGAAACCCUCCGAUGCUCGAGGCGACGGAUGAUUUGACUAACUUGAGUUAUCUGAACGAGCCGGCUGUCCUGCACACCAUCCUCAAUCGAUACUCGCAGCGCAACAUCUACACCUAUUCAGGUAUCGUCCUGAUCGCCGUGAACCCGUUCUACGCUUUGAACCUGUACUCGCCAGAGGUCAUCCAGGCGUACAGCGGCAAACGGCGCGGAGAGCUGGAGCCCCAUUUGUUCGCCAUCGCAGAAGAUGCGUACAGGUGCAUGAUUCGUGACGAGAAGGAUCAGACCAUCGUCGUCAGUGGUGAAUCAGGAGCCGGAAAGACCGUCUCGGCCAAGUACAUCAUGCGGUACUUUGCAACUGUCGAAGAUCCCGACCGGCCGACCGGCGUGUCAGCACGCAAAGCCUUGCCCGGCAACGCUGCAGCAGCGGCCGCCGCCGCUGCCAACUCGGCCGCCACGGCGAACGGGGGCAUGAGCGAGACGGAGCAGCAGAUCCUCGCGACUAAUCCGAUCAUGGAGGCUUUCGGUAACGCCAAGACGACGCGGAACGACAACAGUUCGAGAUUUGGCAAGUAUAUUGAAAUCCUCUUUGACAAGAAGCACGUCAUUGUUGGCGCAAAGAUGCGGACUUACCUGCUUGAACGAUCUCGUCUCGUCUAUCAGCCAGAGACCGAGCGCAAUUAUCAUAUCUUCUAUCAACUCUGCGCAGGCGCACCUUCUUCUGAGCGAAAGGACCUCGGUCUGGAGGACGCCAAAGCGUUUCACUACCUUAACCAAGGCGGCGACACGGUCAUCGCGGGUGUCAAUGAUGCAGAAGAAUUCCGCGCGACACAGAAGGCGCUGUCCACCGUCGGCCUGACGAUCGAGAAGCAGUGGCAAAUCUUCCGGUUGCUUGCGGCGCUCUUGCAUCUCGGCAAUGUCCAGAUCACCGCCACGCGCAACGACUCGAUGAUCGCCGAGGACGAGCAGAGCUUGUUCAUCGCGUCUCGCAUGAUCGGCAUCGACACGUAUGAAUUCAAAAAGUGGAUCGUCAAGAAGCAGCUCACCACGCGGGGGGAGAAGAUUGUCAGCAAUCUCAACCUGCAGCAGGCGAUCGGCGUGCGCGACAGUGUGGCAAAGUACAUCUACUCGAGCCUAUUCGACUGGCUCGUCGUCCAGAUGAACCACAGCCUCGCGCUGGGAUCCGGAUCGACGCGCGAUAGAAUGAUCGGCGUGCUGGACAUCUACGGCUUUGAGCGCUUCAAGGUCAACUCGUACGAGCAGUUCUGCAUCAACUAUGCCAACGAGCGUCUGCAGCACGAGUUCAACGAGCACGUCUUCCGGCUCGAGCAGGAGGAGUAUAUGAACGAAAAGAUCCAGUGGACCUUCAUCAACUUUAGCGACAACCAACCGACGAUCGACAUGAUCGAGAGCAAGCUCGGCAUCCUCUCGCUGCUCGACGAGGAGUCUCGUCUACCAUCCGGCUCGGAUGGGUCUUUCCUGACCAAAUUGUUCACGCAGCUUGACCGCAGGCCCGAGUUCAAGAACUCGUUCAAGCAUCCGCGCUUUGGCAACUCUAGCUUCACCGUGUGCCAUUACGCGCUGGAUGUCAACUACGCAAUCGAGGGCUUUCUCGAGAAGAACAGGGACACCGUGCCGGACGAACAGCUUGCGCUGCUGCAGUCCACCACCAACCCUUUCCUCAAGGAGGUCUUCGAUGCUGCGUUCGCCGCCUCUCAGGCCGCCAAGGAGGCGCAGCAGCAGGCAGCCGAAGGUGCAGCGGCUGCCACCAGCGGUGACAAAGGCGCUGCUGCGGCUCCCGCCCCAGCCCCCGGCCUGCGGAAGGUUGGAGGGAUCGUCAAGAAGCCGACGCUCGGUUCGCAGUUCAAAGCCUCGCUCGUCAGCCUUAUGGACACGAUCGACAACACAAAUGUCCACUACAUCCGCUGCAUCAAGCCCAACGAGCAGAAGAAAGCCUGGGCCGUCGAGCCGCAGAGCGUCCUUGGCCAGUUACGUGCAUGCGGUGUUCUCGAGACUAUCCGCAUCAGCUGUGCCGGCUACCCGAGCAGAUGGACCUUCUCCGAGUUUGCCGCGCGCUACUACAUGCUAGUCCCGUCGCAGCAGUGGGACAUGUCUAGCGAAGAGGCCGCCCGGCAGCUUUCGUCCGUCAUUCUCAAGUCUGUCGUCAGCGAAGAUGACAAAUACCAGAUUGGGCUCACCAAGCUCUUCUUCCGCGCCGGCAUGCUCGCGCACUUUGAGCAGCGCCGCACGGACCGCCUCAACCACCUCACCACGCUCAUCCAGAAGAACCUGCGACGCCACGUGUACCAGAAGCGGUACCAGACCAUGCGUACCAACUCGGUCAAAAUCCAGUCGUGGUGGCGCAUGAAGCUCGCCCAGUCCUAUGUCGCCGAACUACGCCUGCAGACGACCGCCACGCGCCUGCAGACGGCCAUCCGCGCGCAUCUCGCACGCCAGCACUUUUCUCAGGUCCGCACGGCCAUGGUCCGGUUGCAGGCCCUCAUCCGCGGCCGGCAGGUGCGGGCGCGCUUCGCGCAGACCCGCACGCACUUUGCCGCCACGCGCUUGCAAAGCCUCUUCCGUGGCGUGCUGGCGCGUCGCCAGCUGCGCAGGAACCGCCAGGGCAUCAUCCUCAUCCAGUCGAUGCAUCGUCGGCGCCUGGCCAAGCGCGAGCUCAUCGCGUUGCGCAACGAGGCGAAGAGCGUCAAGCACUUCAAGGAGGUCUCUGGUAAGCUGGAGAACAAGGUCGUAGAGCUUACGCAGAACCUCCAGAAGCGCACACGCGAAAACAAGGAGCUCGUCGCCAAGAUCCGCGCACUCGAGGCGCAGGUCGCGCAGUGGCAGGGCAAGCAUGAUGAGCUGGAUGCCAAAGCGAGGGUGCUGCAGACCGAGCUCGAUAAGCCCAGCGUGCCGCAUGCCGAAUGGCAUGAGCUGCUGAUUGCCAAGAAGGAGGUGGAUGCGAAGCAUGAGGCUUCACUGCGCCGCAUCAACGAGCACGAAAAGCUCAUCGCGCAGCUCCGCGAGGAGGCCGCCAACCACGCACAGGAGCUCGAAGCGCGGGAGAACGCGAUCGCCACAUCGGCCAAGACGUCUGAAGAAGACAUUGCGCUGAUGAACUCCCUGCGUGCGGAGAUUGGCGCUCUCAAGGAGCAGCUCAACCGCGCCAAUGCGCUCAAUACGCUGCAGAAGAACUCGCAGCGCAUCGAGAAUGCUGCUCCGCCUGUAUUCAACAUGGCUACAGGUCGGGAGAACGGCUACGUGAAUGCUCCAAAGAGACGUGCCAGGAGACAUAGCGAGGCCGAGGCGCUUGAGCAGCCGAUGAGCAUGGGUGAUGACGAGGAUGUCAUGGCGGCGGCCAAGCGGAGCGCGGCCAUCGCAAACCGCCAUGUGUCCGUUGCCUUUGGUACUGAUGGUCAGAUUCCUGGCUUUGGCCAGCGGGGUGUUUAUGACGAGGACUAUGAUGACGACCCCUCGGAGGAGAUCAUUAAGAUCCUCGAGAACGAGGAGCAGCUCGAUGAAGAUGUGCUCAACGGGCUCAUCCGCUACCUCAAGAUCCCUGCGCCGAGUUUGCAGAACCCUCCGUCGCCCAAGGAGGUCCUCUUCCCAGCACAUCUCAUCUCGCUCGUUACGAACGAGAUGUGGAAAUAUGGCAUGGUGCGCGAGAGCGAACGAUUCCUGGCCAACGUCAUGCAGACAAUUCAGCAGCACGUCAUGAGCUUCCAAGGCGACGAUGCGAUCGUGCCCGGCAUCUUCUGGCUCUCCAACGUCCAUGAGAUUCUUUCGUUCGUCUGCAUCGCCGAAAGCGAUAUGCUGCAAGGCAUCGGCCCCGGUGCCGAUGGCGCGGCAAGGUCUUUCGAGUGGGGAGACUAUGAGCGUCUGGUUACCAUCGUCAAGCAUGACUUGGACAGUCUCGAGUACAACAUCUACCACACUUGGAUGCAAGAGGCCAAAAAGAAGCUGCACAAGAUGGUCAUCCCUGCGCUUGUUGAGUCGCAGUCGCUUCCUGGAUUCGUAACGAGCGACGGCGGAGGAGGUCGGCUCUUCCGCGGCCUGCUCUCGGGCGCUACGACACCACCGUACGCCAUGGACGACAUCUUGGCGGUGCUGAACAAGGUCUGGAAGAGUCUUAAAAGCUACUAUGUUGAACCCUCCGUCACGCAGCAGGUCGUCACUGAGCUGCUAAAGCUGAUUGGCGUGACAAGCUUCAACGAUCUCCUAAUGCGGCGGAACUUCUGCUCGUGGAAGCGAGCCAUGCAGAUCCAGUACAACAUUACGCGUAUCGAGGAGUGGUGCAAGUCGCACGACAUGCCUGAAGGCACACUGCAGCUUGAGCAUCUCAUGCAGGCGACCAAGUUGCUGCAGCUCAAGAAAGCUACGCUGGGCGAUAUCGACAUUAUUUACGACGUCUGCUGGAUGCUGACACCAACGCAGAUCCAAAAGCUGAUCAGCCACUACUAUGUCGCUGAUUAUGAGAAUCCCAUCUCGCCAGAGAUCCUAAAGGCUGUCGCUGCGCGGGUCGUGCCCAAUGACCGCAACGAUCACCUCCUGUUACCACCAGAAGUCGACGAAGCUGGUCCCUACGAGCUCCCGAUACCGAGGGAAGUGACGGGCAUCGAGACGUACUGCCCCGCAUACAUUUCGGUUCCGUCGAUCAGGAGACUGGCAUCCAAGGUUGCAUAAUGACGGUGCAGAGCACACUGUAGAUUACAAUUUGGUCAUCACGAAUGGAUCUGCUAUAGGUCUUGA